AUGGAGUCGAGCCAAGCCAAGCCCUCACGUCCCCGAGAAAGCCUCGAGAUUCUCUUCGACCAUGAGCUCACAGACACCCCAGGGAAGUCCAUCGUCGGGGUACAGAUUAAAUACCUGCCAAAUGGGUUUACACCACCCCAUCGCCAUGGUAGAGCCACGGUCAUCGGUAUCAUACAAGAGGGCGAAGUCCUCAGUGGGAUGAAUGGCAACCCGCCUAAGGUGUACAACCCUGGAGAGAGUUUUAUCGAGCUACCGGGAUGCCAUCAUACUGUGGGAGAAAAUUAUAGCAUGGAGAAUAAUGCGAGGCUUAUGGCGAUAUUUGUGAUUGAUACUGAGGUCCUUAAGACUCAGGGCUACGCUGCACUGACCCAGUUUGACUAG
Messenger RNA from Pochonia chlamydosporia 170, 381 nucleotides. RefSeq names its product RmlC-like jelly roll fold protein. Bases 1 to 381 code for a protein of 126 amino acids. The record is from RefSeq and is a predicted model, not a curated record. The transcript is spliced from 2 exons. NCBI's taxonomy places the organism in Eukaryota, Fungi, Ascomycota, Sordariomycetes, Hypocreales, Clavicipitaceae.